GACAUUCCCAGAUUCGUAGGAGAACUUUUUUAAUUUUCGACAUGGUUGAUCUCGUCAAUAAGUCCACGACAGGAGGGAUUGUUUAUUAAAGAAAUUGCAUAAUCUCUCCAAACUGUCGAGCGAUGGUAUAAGCUGUACGAAAGAGGUGAUUUCGAUUUCGAGAACCAUCCGCUGCCGAAACUGGCUGUCGUCGCAAAAUUCAUUAGAGAAGACUCGAAUCACAUAAUCACAUAGAAGAUGAGCACAAGUUCAUAUCCUGGAAUGGCGCAGUCAUUCACAAUGUCCCACGGUACAAAUAUGAGCACGGUAGCUGGAAUGAGGCAAGAUGCAAUGAGUAUGAGCGCAGAGGACGAGUGGUACAACAAAAGCUUAUCCGCCCUAAGGAUGAACACGUCGCAUCACCCCAACCUCGCAGCCCCAAUGUUGCAAUACCAAACGUAAUAGACGGCAGGAGUCGUCAACUAUUCGUACUCAAUAACCUCGAACUCGCAUCACAAUGUACAGAACGCCCAGUAGGUUCUAUAAGGUUAAGCUUUGUAAACGUAGUGAUAUUCGAUUUCCAGGAAAAUGCAUCACGUUUAAACCACAAUACCGAAAUAAAUUUCUGGGCAUACUAAUUGAUACCCGAGAAAGGUUAUAGGCAUGGUUUUAUCCACGAACUCAUCGUAGACUUUUUAAUAAUUUGACACAGAAAGUACCAAAAUCUCCAUCAUUAGCGUCAAGUCGGCAACAGCGCGGCAUGCCAUAUUGACAUUAGAUCAGUACAUAGACAACCGAAUUGGUCGCUUGAGCGGGUAAAACCGCGGUCCAGAAAGCUAGUAGUGUUUCAAAUUCACCUCUCGCCAAUAAGAUUUCGAAAACGGCAAGAGAGACGGAGCUUUUUAAAUGGAGUGAAAAUUGCGCUCUUAUGCGAGUAAGAAAAGAGCAGUUAAAAGG
Messenger RNA from Acanthoscelides obtectus, 936 nucleotides. NCBI's taxonomy places the organism in Eukaryota, Metazoa, Arthropoda, Insecta, Coleoptera, Chrysomelidae. The record is from the annotation of a GenBank genome assembly.